AUGUUUUCAUGUCCUGACGAUGUCCGUCACAUGACGGACGCAAGCUCAGCAAGUAUUCAUCGGAGUCGCAGGGCAGUAUGCCGAGGACCUAUUCGCACGAAUCUACAACCACAGCUCCAAUGCAACCCCCUCACAGCCUCCGGUGGAAUAAACUUACGAAUACCUUCGAUUCGCCUCUUCAAACGGAAUGAAGGGUACUCCAACAUCAGACACCGUCAGAGCUUGAACAUAUCCUUUAACGAAAUCUAUGAAGCCAAGAAUGUUGCCGCCUCCUUAGUGGCUACCUUCCAACGCCAGGCUGCGCUUUGGUUGGCUACGGACGGUACCAUCCUUUUGCCUGAUGGCCCGAUAGAACCGCCAUGUGGACUGCCCGAACUUGAGCUGGCCGACGAUGAUCCAGCCUGGUUGCUGCCUGUUUUGAUAAAAAAUCUGCCAAAGACUCUCAAGAUUCAAAUUAUAAGAGCUGCUUCUGAGGUGCCUUGA
Molecule: messenger RNA, 483 nt
Organism: Protopolystoma xenopodis
Lineage: Eukaryota; Metazoa; Platyhelminthes; Monogenea; Polystomatidea; Polystomatidae
Source: the annotation of a GenBank genome assembly